CAACCAUGAAGACUCUCAAGUCUUGUAAUAUUUGUGUAUAUAUAUGAUGAUGAUUGUUGGAUGCAGUUAUUAGCGACUUCAUUAUCAUAAUACAUCAAUCACAAUUUGCAGCCAUGGAGAAAAAGCUUUAUUGCAUUUUGCAGUAUGCAUUCCUAAUUACCAUAACCUUCCAAAUGCUUUCUUCUGAAGCCAAAGCCAAACAACCUCUGAGCCUUGCAACUGAUCAAACUGCCCUUCUUUCACUCAAACAUACAUCUCUUUUACUUGCAUCUAAUUGGACCAACUCCACCUCCGUCUGCACCUGGAUUGGCGUCACUUGCAGCUUCCGCCACCACAGAGUAGCUGCCUUGAAUCUCUCCAACAUGGCUCUCUCCGCCACCAUUCCACCACAGCUCGGACACCUCUCCUUCCUCGUCUCCCUCGACCUCUCCAACAACCUUUUCUAUGGACAUUUGCCACACCAACUGUCUCUCCUUCGCCGUUUGAAGUUCAUAUCUUUCCAACUCAACAACUUCACCGGAGACAUCCCUCCGAUGUUGGGUCAGUUACCAAAAUUAGAGGACUUGUCUUUAAGCAGCAACAACUUCAUAGGUUCCAUCCCAAAAUCUCUCUCAAACCUCACAAACCUACAAUUUCUUGACUUAUCUUCCAAUUCUCUAAGUGGAGAAAUUCCAAAAGAGUUUGGGAGACUUCAAAGUCUACAAACUCUAUCUGUUCGAUUCAAUCGUCUAUCCGGUGCUAUACCAUCAGCCAUAUUCAACAUCUCGACCCUUGUAGCUAUAGCAUUGAGAAACAAUGAAUUGAGUGGAAGUCUUCCAACAGACAUGUGCAGUAAUCUUCCAUUUCUUACUGUGCUAAGUCUUUCUUUCAAUCAGCUGAGUGGCGUGAUUCCCACAAAUCUAUCCCAAUGUUCACGGCUUGAGAUGUUGAGCCUCUCUUACAACUCUUUAACUGGGGAGAUACCUUCAGAAAUCGUCUACUUAACAUCUCUUCGGGAGUUAUAUCUUGGUGCUAACAAUUUGACUGGAAUACUACCACAUGAGAUUGGUCAUUUUCAGAAUCUGGUUACUUUUGAUGCUGGACAGAAUGAGAUUGUGGGCUCAAUUGAUUUCAAUAUUUUCCUGAAUAUGUCUUCUCUGCAAACCUUAGCACUAGCGCGUAACAAAUUCACGGGGAACCUUCCCACAAAUCUAUCCCAAUGUUCACGGCUAGAGGUGUUAAGCCUUGAACACAACUCUUUUAGUGGGGAGAUACCUUCAGAAAUCGGCUACUUAACAUCUCUUCGGGAGUUAUAUCUUGGUUCUAACAAUUUGAAUGGAAUACUACCACAUGAGAUUGGCCAUCUUCAGAGUCUGGUUGAGUUUGGUGCUGAAUGGAAUGAGAUUGCGGACUCAAUUGAUUUCAAUAUUUUCAUGAAUAUGUCUUCCCUGCAAACCUUAGUCCUAUGGCGUAACAAAUUCACGGGGAAGCUUUCAAGGGAUGUCGGGAAUAUUACCAUGCUAACAAAUUUAGAGCUCCAGGAAAACCAUUUUACAGGGCUUAUUCCCACUGAAUUUGGCCAACUUUACCAUUUUGAGAGAUUAUCAUUAUCAUUGAACAACUUGAGUGGUUUGAUUCCACAUGAGCUCUUUAACAUUUCAACUCUUCGGAUUCUUGCACUUACUGCCAAUGCUCUGUCAGGGGUUCUUCCAACCCAUUUAUGCCAUGCCUCUCCCUUUCUUGAAGAAUUGUUUCUUAGCGGAAAUUCCAUCACUGGAGCAAUACCCAACUCCAUCUCUAACUGUUCUCAACUCACAAUUCUCUCACUUUCUGAAAACAAAUUCAGUGGUUAUAUACCUACUCAUCUCGGCAACCUAAGACUUCUUCAAAGACUUGAACUGGACAACAACAAUCUUACCCAGGCACCAUCUUCUUCCUUCAUUACUUCAUUGACAAAUUGCAAGUCUCUAACUACUUUGUCAAUUGGUAAUAAUCCUCUAAAUGGUGUCAUUCCAGCUUCUGUCGGGAACUUAUCUUCCUCUCUUCGAACAUUCGGUGUCGACAACUGCAAAUUCAGUGGCAGCAUUCCCGUUGAAAUAGGCAAUUUAAGCAAUUUGAUGACAUUGGAGUUGUCAGCAAAUGAGUUAUCUGGUAAUAUUCCACUAACUAUAGGCCAUUUGCAUGAACUUCAAGGAUUAAAUCUGUCUCAUAACAUGUUGGGAGGCUCAAUACCACAUGUUGUAUGUGAUCUAUUCCGCCUAUAUACUUUAGUUAUGAGCCAGAAUCAAUUUUCAGGCCUAUUUCCUAAAUGUCUGGGAAAUGUCUCUUCUUUAAGAAAUCUUUAUCUAGACUCCAACAUUUUGAAUUCAAGCAUACCAUCAAGCUUAUGGGGCCUAAAAGAUUUGAUCAUUCUAGACUUGUCCUCGAAUUCAUUAAAUGGGUCACUACCUCUAGAGAUGAGUAACUUAGGAGCAGCAAUACAUAUAAACCUAUCGAUGAAUCAGUUGUCAAAGUCUAUUCCUAGCACUAUUGGGAAGUUGCAGAAUUUGGUUAAUCUGUCUUUGGCAAAUAAUAGACUAGAAGGUUCUAUUCCUGUGUCUAUGGGAAGCAUGAUCAGUUUGGCAAAUCUCGACUUGUCGUACAACAGCCUCUCUGGUUCAAUUCCAAAGUCUUUAGAAGCACUUCAACACCUCGACUACUUUAAUGUCUCUUUCAAUAGUUUAAGUGGAGAAAUUCCUAAUGCAGGUUCUUUUAGAAACUUCACUAUGGAUUCUUUUAAGGGUAAUGAGGCAUUGUGUGGAAUCCCCAAGUUCCAUGUCCAAAUUUGCUCUUCAAUUUCUAAUCACACAUCAAAGAGAAAGAAGGUGGAACGAGCUUCAUUUAUUGUUUUCGGGGUUGUGGCAUUCAUGUUAGUUGUUUCUUUGGCCUUUAUAAUUGUCAGAAACAAAAGGAAAGAUAAGACGAAUAGAGAAGUUGAUGAGUUGAUAUUCAUUGUGCCGGAAAGAAUCUCUUAUUAUGAACUGCUGCAAGCAACGGAAAGAUUCGAUGAAAGCAAUUUACUUGGCACUGGGAGUUCUUGCUCUGUUUAUAAAGGAAUUCUUAACAAUGGGAAGGAUAUCGUUGUCAAGGUGUUUAAUAUGCAGCUAGAAGGUAUUUCAAGAAUAUUCGAUAUCGAAUGUGAGAUACUACGUAACAUUCGACAUAGGAAUCUGACAAACGUCAUAAGCAGUUGCUCCAAUGAAGAGUUCAAGGCAUUAGUACUUGAAUAUAUGCCAAAGGGAAACCUUGAAAAAUGGUUAUAUUCCCACAACUAUUGCUUGAAUAUGAUGGAAAGAGUGAAUAUAAUUAUUGAUGUUGCAUGUGCUUUGGAGUAUCUUCACCAUGGUUAUUCAAUGCCCAUUGUCCACAGCGACUUGAAGCCUAGUAAUGUGAUGUUAGAUGAAGACAUGGUUGCCCAUGUAAGCGACUUUGGGAUAGCAAAGUUGUUAUGUGAUGGAGAUAGCUUUGUGUUAACCAACACGCUAGCAACAUUGGGUUACAUUGCUCCGGAGUAUGGUUUGGAAGGGCAAGUUUCAACAAGGUGUGAUGUGUAUAGCUACGGGGUGAUGUUGAUUGAAACUUUUACGAGAAAAAGGCCUAGUGAUGAUAUGUUUUGCGGAGAUAUGAGCUUAAAGAGAUGGGUAGAACUCUCACUUUCGGAGAACCCAGAUGAAGUGAUAGAUGCCAACUUAGUCAUGAAUUUGGAGGAAGAAAUGAUUGACAAGAAUAUGCAGUGUGUGUCAUCCAUACUUGAAUUGGCUCUGAAAUGCUCUGCCGACUCUCCCGGGGAUAGAAUCAACAUGAAACAAGCACAUGCAGAGUUGCGGAAAAUCAAACAUCGAUUUUCCCAAUGAGAUUCAAGUAGUGUCGAAGAUUUUGAAUAGGCUGUAGAUGCUAAUUGGGGUGAGGCAGUCGAUAGUUGUGAGGUGGAUGACAUAAAGAAUGGAAAAUGUUGUUCUUUAUUAUUACCAUUGUACUUGUCUUUUAUUC
Messenger RNA from Salvia miltiorrhiza (redroot sage), 4008 nucleotides. Its product is annotated as probable LRR receptor-like serine/threonine-protein kinase At3g47570. Gene Ontology annotation, molecular function: receptor serine/threonine kinase binding; ATP binding; protein kinase activity. The record is from RefSeq and is a predicted model, not a curated record. The transcript is spliced from 6 exons. Bases 114 to 3872 code for a protein of 1252 amino acids. Gene Ontology annotation, biological process: protein phosphorylation. NCBI's taxonomy places the organism in Eukaryota, Viridiplantae, Streptophyta, Magnoliopsida, Lamiales, Lamiaceae.